Phytophthora sojae is the source of this 498-nucleotide messenger RNA. RefSeq lists its product as hypothetical. The transcript has 2 exons. The coding region runs from base 1 to 498 and encodes 165 amino acids. Lineage: Eukaryota; Oomycota; Peronosporomycetes; Peronosporales; Peronosporaceae. The record is from RefSeq and is a predicted model, not a curated record.
AUGCGGACCAGGCACUACCUGACCACCCAGUGCCUGGACACGCCCUGCGACUCCGCGUGGAUGAUGUUGUACACGCGCGGAAGCGACAUCAACUUCCUGAACGCGACGAGCUUGACCAGGUCGGCUUUCCACCAACUACUGCGGCGCUUCAGCCGCUUUUACUACAUCCCACGCAGCACGGCACGCGGGCGGCUCCCGAAGCUCCGACACUACCACCAGAUCCUGGGCCUGGUGCUGUGCUUCUACGUCGGGUCGAUGGAGCAGAGCUCCCUGUGUAUGAUGUUUGGGGCUCCGCCGAGCACCAUAUCGAGGCCGCUACGCCGCGCCGAGGAAGCACUGUCGCUGGCGCUAAAAGGCUACGCUCCUGCCAGAAUCUCUUGGCCCUCGCCUGCUCGCCAAGCCGAACUCGCAAAGCUUGUGGAAGCCCGCGAGCCGCUUCUCAAACACACAUUCGGCUUCAUUGAUGGGAAGAACUUAAGGGUGAGUUGUAGUUUGUAA